Penicillium subrubescens is the source of this 801-nucleotide messenger RNA. RefSeq names its product glutathione S-transferase family protein. The record is from RefSeq and is a predicted model, not a curated record. Lineage: Eukaryota; Fungi; Ascomycota; Eurotiomycetes; Eurotiales; Aspergillaceae. The transcript is spliced from 3 exons. The coding region runs from base 1 to 801 and encodes 266 amino acids.
AUGCUCCCUCGUAAUAUCACCAACAUCGCAUUCAAAGCUGCUUCCCGAUUCUCCAGCAUUUCCUCGACCAUCCGCGCUUCCUACUACACCAUGUCGUCCGACCUCACCCUCUACACCUGGACCACGCCAAACGGCAUCAAAGCUUCUAUCACCUUGGAGGAGCUUGGUCUGCCAUACAAGACUGAGCCAAUCGACAUUAGCACCAACAUCCAGAAAGAAGACUGGUUCUUGAAAAUUAACCCCAAUGGCCGUAUUCCCGCCCUCACCGAUGGCUCACAGCGCGUUUUCGAGAGUGGUUCCAUUAUGCUCUACCUUGCCGACAAGUAUGACACCGAGCGAAAGAUCAGCUACGCGCCUGGCACCCCCGAAUAUAUCGAGCAGGUAUCCUGGGUAAUGUUCCAGAUGGGAGGCCUGGGUCCUAUGCAGGGUCAAGCAAACCACUUCCGGCUCUUCGCCGGUGUCCGCUCCGACUAUGGUAUCAAGCGAUAUAUCGACGAGACGAAGCGUCUCUACUCGGUCCUGGAAUCUCGCCUGAAGGAGAGCCCCUAUCUGGCUGGUUCAAAGUACACGAUUGCCGACAUUGCCAAUUACUCGUGGGUUCGCAGCGGCCCCGGUGCCCUGGAGAUUGAUCUAUCCGAGUUCCCGGCGCUGAAGAAGUGGGCCGAUGAGAUCGGGCAGAGGGCCGCGGUGCAGAAGGGAGCAGAUGUGCCUCACACUGGCCGCACAGAUGCGGAACGUGCUGAAUUCUUCAAGAGUGCGCGUGCUAGAAUUGAUGGCUUGGCUAACUCUGAUAAGCAGUAA